Molecule: messenger RNA, 345 nt
Organism: Dujonia railenensis
Lineage: Eukaryota; Fungi; Ascomycota; Pichiomycetes; Serinales; Debaryomycetaceae
Source: the annotation of a GenBank genome assembly
AUGCCUUCGUAUGUGAAAACGACUAAGCACAGCAACCACAAACAGCUCCAAGGAAGCGUCCCUUUGGCACCACUCCAGAAGCAGUUCAUUCUUACCAUCAACUCUCACUGCACCCAUCGCAGCACCCUUCGCAUCCUGUUUUCACCUUUCCAUACACGUGAUACCUCUCGCGCUCCAGGGCUGGACCCUAACGACUGCUUUCGAAAAAAAUUCGUUUGGGUUUGGGACGACUCCCUCCCUCCUAAGAGAAACUCUCCCCAAGCGCGCAGGUGUGGGAAAAUUAUGAAAAACAUAUUGAAAAGUAAAAGUCAACUAGCUGUUUCUAAAGAAGAUUUGAAUCAAUAG